UCAAAAGAAAAACAAACAUUUUGUUAUACCAAUGGCUUACAUAAGCUUACUUGAUGUCUUCAUAGCUUUCCUUAUCUUUAUCCUUUUCCAUUUCUUGAUUCACAAGAAAACGCAUAAAAUCUUCCCUAGAAACUGGCCCGUUCUUGGGAUGCUUCCUGGUGUGCUCCUCAAGCUUCACAAGAUCAAUGGCUAUCUUGUGGAAGUUCUCGAAGUCUCCAACUUAACCUUUGUAUUCAAAGGCCCUUGGUUCUCUGGAAUGAACAUGUUGAUCACUGCAGAUCCUGCAAACGUUCAACACGUCUUCAGUUCCAACUUCUCUAAUUAUGACAAAGGAUCAGAGUUCAAAGAGAUGUUUGAUUUUCUUGGAGAAGGAAUCUUCACUGCUGACUCCAAACUCUGGGAGGAGAUGAGGAGAUCAUCAAUGGUCAUGCUUAGCCAUCAAGGGUUUCAAAGCUUCUCACUAAAGACCAUUGCUAGUAAAAUCAAGAACGGGCUUGUUCCAGUUCUUGAUCAUUUUGCAAAGGAGAAUAUGGUUUUCGAUUUACAAGACGUGUUCCAGAGGUUAGCAUUCGACGUGACCCUUACUCUAGUAACGGGUUACGAUUCUAACUCUCUUUCCAUUGAAAUGCCGAAGAAUGAGUAUGCAAAAGCUAUGGAUGAUGCUGAAGAAGUGGUUGUGGUUAGACAUGUUAAGCCUAUCUUCUUGUGGAAACUACAAAACUGGCUUGGACUUGGAGAAGAGAAGAAGAUGACACAAGCUAAUGCUGCUUUUGAUAGAUCUUGUGCAAAGUAUAUAUCUGCAAAGAGAGAGGAGAUUAUGAGCCAGAAGAUUCAUCAACACUCCAUUAUUGGAGAAAACGCUCAUGAUGAGGAUUUAUUAAAAUUCUAUAUGAAUCUUGAUACCUCUAAGUAUGAGCUCUUAAACCCAAAAGACGAUAGCUUCCUCAAAGACAUCAUCAAGAGUUUCAUGCUUGCUGGAAGAGACGCCAUUGCAACAACUCUCACUUGGUUCUUCUGGCUUCUCUCCAAUAACCCUGAAGCUUUGACCAAGAUCCGUCAAGAGAUCAACACAUAUCUGCCAAGAUCCUCAGACAAGAGUUUAGACCAAGACAAGUUAAGCAAGAUGGUGUAUUUACAUGGUGCAUUGUGUGAAGCAUUAAGGCUCUACGCUCCUAUACCGUUCGAGCGAAAGUCUCCUAUACAGAAAGAUGUGCUUCCAAGUGGACACAAGGUCGAUGCAAAGUGGAAGAUCUUGUUCUCAGUCUAUGCGUUGGGGAGAAUGAAAGCCGUGUGGGGAGAGGACGCGUCUGAGUUUAAACCAGAGAGAUGGAUCUCUGAGAGAAAUGGAGGCUUAAAACAUGAACCAUCUUUCAAGUUCUUUGUGUUUAACUCUGGCCCAAGAAAUUGCUUGGGGAAAAAAUUGUCUUUCUUGCAGAUGAAGAUAGUAGCUGCUGAGAUCAUACAAAACUAUGACAUCAAGGUCGUUGAAGGGCACAAGAUCGAGCCAGCUUCUUCCAUAGUCCUUCACAUGAAACAUGGUCUCAAAGUCGAAGUUGCUAAGAGAAGCUUGGUUUCAUAAACUGAAAUUACAAUAAGUGACCUGCUUGAAAUCAAUCAUCCCCUAUAGAUCCCUAUAUACUAAAGCACAAGUCACUUGACCACUAAAAAUCUGACAAGUGGAAAAUGUUUUAAAAAUUUGAUAAAAUAAAAUUUAAUCCCUAAAUUUUCUCACAUGAUAACUCCCACGUUCAUAAAAUUACAAUAUAAAACUGUUUUAUCUUUUUGAAGGAAAUAUUUUAUUCCAUAAAAGUUCAAUAGAAAAAAUAUAAAGCGAUGGAUAAUAAGAAAGAUAGAGGAAGAAGAAGAGAGUUUCAAAACUUGAAUUUUCAAUAGGAGUUUGGAGAAUCAACGCUUUGCCAGCAAUGAAGAAAAAAAAAAGAAACAUAAAAGGAAGAAGACAAAAGACAAACAGACAAACAGACUUCCUCUGCAACAAACUUAGAACAAAAGAAGAACCGUAAACAAUCUAAAAACAAAUGAAUCACAUCCCAUGAUUAGCAAAUGAUGUGAUGCAACUCCACCGAGAAAAAAGCAUCAACCGUUAUGACUGCAAAUCGGGUACUUACAGAUUUGUUUGAUUGAGUUAGAUCAUUCUUUCACAUGUCAUGGGGAAGGAUGGAUGAUGGAGAAGUUUAAUGGAGACAGUUUCUCACUAUUAAAGAGAUAUGGGUAUUGCGGAAUUGCCCAUCAUUUAAAUCUAUUUAUAUAAAGUUAAGUUUGCUCUCUCCUGAGCCUAUCCACCUAGGAUGCCACGCUGGAAACUCAUUGUCCCUGCACUUGACACGUGUCCUGAUUAUUGAAACGCAGAGCUUCGUCUUUGGUCGUCUCUUCAAUUGGGUUUCGCCUCGCGCUCUCUCCGUGGUGGUGCGCAUCUUCGUUGGACGAUCCAGUUUCUGUAACGAUAACCGCUGUGAUUAAUCGUCUUAAAUCCUCUUAAUUUGUGAGUCCACUACGCGGCUUUCAUUUGCGCUGAACGUCGGAGAAAUCAAGUAUAAAUAUGUCUCGAUCUUUCCUCUCCUAAUCGCGCUCUCCACAUCUCUCUUAUAAUCAUCUCGCUCAUAUUCAUAUCUCUGCGAUCAUCUCUCAUUCCAGGGGUCAUCAGCUUCUUCCCUUGGCCGUCGUCCUCAAUCCGUAAACACCAACGUUCCUCUCUGAUUUGAAGUCCGACCGCUGAUCUUCCACCGUCCAAAUGUCGAAGGAAGGCGAAGUGAUGUUGAGGAUAGCUAUGUCGGCUUUCAGGGCUUAAUAAGAGGAGACCGAGAAGAAGAAGAUGGAGGUUUGGAAAAGGAUUUACCUCAGCUUUGUUGUGUCGAAAAAGAGCCCGAGCAAUUGGUAUAUCUUUUUUGCUGACAAAGUAGAGAUCAAAGAUAUCACCAAUCAAACUUGCUUAUUUGCUUUAGCAGGACCCGGAAUGUAACAAAAUUAUGUAUAAACUGAAUCUGGGAGAUCUUAUCGGGCAGCCAUAUGGCAAACAUAAGCAUUAUAGUUUCGAUGGAAUGCCGAUUACAGUGGGGUCGGGAGUCUUAUUUCAGAUGAAGGCUUUACAAUGUUAAUGUCACCUGGUGGUGCUGUUUCAGUCUGGAAGACUCUUCUCCCUGAUGGUGCCGUUCCAAUGGGUUCUGAGGCCUGGGAGAAACUUAGAGUCAUUCAAGGAAGACCAGCAACUGAGAGAGAACUCAGCAAGGAAUUCAAUGUUCCGGAAGUGGGUCUAUGGAACUCAGUCUCUUUGAACAAAGACUUCCCAGGAUGUUAUAAGGGGCAGGAGACUAUCGUAAGACUUAUAACUUAUGUCGGAAUCAAACAAAGGUUGUGUGGACUUGAGUUCUCUGCACAAGCAGAACCCGGCAGCACCAUCACAUUCGACGGGAAAAGGU
Messenger RNA from Raphanus sativus (radish), 3434 nucleotides. RefSeq names its product alkane hydroxylase MAH1. The record is from RefSeq and is a predicted model, not a curated record. The transcript is spliced from 9 exons. NCBI's taxonomy places the organism in Eukaryota, Viridiplantae, Streptophyta, Magnoliopsida, Brassicales, Brassicaceae. Gene Ontology annotation, molecular function: monooxygenase activity; iron ion binding; oxidoreductase activity, acting on paired donors, with incorporation or reduction of molecular oxygen. The coding region runs from base 32 to 1579 and encodes 515 amino acids.